AAUAUUAUUUUUAUUAUUAUUAUUAUAAUUAAUUCAUUUUAUUAUUAUUUAACCUCUGUGAGAAUUUUGGUUUGUUUUAAUGCAUUUUGAGUUCGCGCCAAGCUGCGCUGAGGAGAGGUGCAUGUGGGAAACUGGAGCCCAGAGUUGCUGUGCUGAAUAUGUUCUUGUUCUAAACAGAAAUAAACCGAAGCAAGUCUGAUCUCUUCGACUCUUCAUUCCACGACUGUUACAUCUGGUGCCGUGACCCGGAUCCAUUGGUUAGCCGCUGCCGACCGCCGAGGGUUCAGCUGUGUGCCAGUGACGCUGAUGUCAUCAAGUUGGUCGGCCUGUGGAUCCUGCUCAUUGUUGUUGAGGUUGCGAUCACUUUUCUGAACACAGAGACUUAAGACAUAUAUCAAACCACUAUAUUAGUUAGAUUAAAGCCAUUUUUUGUGUAUGUGAAUAGUGAAACUAUUUUGGUUUAAUUUUUUUUAUUACUGCUUUUUUACUGUGUGCAGUAUGGCAGGCAGAGGUCAUAGUACCUUUAAUGUUUUCACACCAGUAGUUGGUCGUGGCAGAGGGCUGUUAGCCCAGAGUAGUACUCACGUGAUUGAUGAGGGGUCAUCAGAAACAGAAGAGAUUAUUGAAAUACCUCCAUUAGAGCCCCAGUUUUCCACCCCUGUAAAUAAUAAUGAAAACACCAUACGACAGUUACGCGACCUCAUUGGUGAGAUAGGGAGCCAAAUAGGUGAGGCCAUUACCAGCCGUCUGUUAGACAGCGGAUCUCAUGUUACUCCAGAGAAGCCUCCACCAUCACAGUCUGCACGGAGUGAAACAUCUAACACAGUGUUUGAUCUCUCAAAAAUGAGCCUGGUGGUGAAAUCAGACAUUAAAGAGCCUCCUAUCUAUCGUGGUGAUGGUGAUGAUAGGAUCUCUGUUCAUGAGUGGAUAGAAAUAAUGGAGGUCUACCUGCGCAAAAAGGGAUUCCCAGCUGAGGAAAAAACUGAUGAAAUCCUGAACCACCUGCUUGGCAAGGCAAAAAGCAUUGUUAAGAUCGGAUUAAAGAGUGCUCCUUCCACCACACCUGUAAACCCUGAGGCAGUUUAUAGCAUUCUGAGGCGCUAUUUUAGCGACAUUCCUGGAUCUUGCUUACCACUGGCUGAUUUUUAUGCUACUCAGCCGAUGGCUAAUGAGACACCAGUAGACUACUGGGUUAGACUUAACACAGCUGCUGAAAACGCUGACAAACACUUGAAAGAUCAAGGAAGCAGCCUGAAUAAAAUGGAUACAGAGAUAGCAAUGAUGUUCAUCAGAAAUUGUCCUGAUUCUAGUCUCGCCUGUGUUUUCAAGUGUAAGCCCACCACUAAGUGGACAUUCACUGAGGUGCAAGAGGCCAUUGAUGAGCAUCAACGAGAGCAGCAAGUGAAGAGACCACACGCAACUGCCCCAAAAGCAAAAACACUCCAGAUUGCCACUGCAGUAGCAGCACCUGACCACUCAGAGCUUGAAGUAGAAUUCGACCGACUCCAUGUCAAGUAUGUGGCAACAGUAACCACUCUACACGGACACACUGCAUGAGAGAGAGAAGAUGCCUGGCCUGUCUCGAGAUUGGACAUCAGCGAAGAAGCUGUCCAAAAUUCCCUAACACUCAGCGAGUUGGAGGCUCUAUUGACCAGGGAAACUAAACCACUCACACUUGAGAGGGCACUGUGUGAGUGAGUAUGAUGAGUCCCUCACCCCAACAGAAGACAUAAAGGUUGUGUAUACAGAAAGUUUGAAAUCUGCUCCAGCCAACACCCAUGUGUUGUUUCAAAACAUAUCCAGACUAGAAAAGGCUGACAGCCUCUUUUACACUGAUGCACAGGUUGGGGAUAAAGUGUCAUUGCAAGCUCUUUUAGACACUGGCUCCAUGGCCUGCACUAUCAGCGUAGAAGCUGAGCAACUUCUUGAGAAUGCAGGGCUUACAUCCCAGCCUGAUUGUGAUCGUAAUGACAUUAUUCUUGUAGGCUGUGGAGGAGUUCAAGUAAAGCCCAAAUGCAUCCAUGAAUUAAAAAUGGAAGUAUAUGGAUGUUCAUUUAUUGUUCCAGCUUUAGUGGUGCCUGGGCAGAAAGAUCAGCUGAUUUUGGGCACAAAUGUCAUCAAACACCUCCUAAACCAGUUCAAACAUUCUCCUCACUUUUGGCAAGUUAUGAGUAAACCAGAGUCUGCCCAAACACCAGAAGUCAUAAAGUUUCUUAGUAUGCUGUCUGGCACUGAAAGAUGGAGAGGUGAUGUGAUCCCAGAUUUUAUUGGGACAGCUGAACUGGUGCAGGCAGUCACUCUUCUCCCAAAGCAAGAACAUUUGAUUUGGAGCAGACUCCCUAAAAACUCGCCUCUCUCCGAGGGCAGUGCCAUUCUAGUUGAACCAUCACCCAAAACACAGAUGCAUAAAAAAGACAUUAUUGUCUGUAGAUCAGUGUCCUCCAUGAAUGGUGAUAGGUGGGUCCCAGUGCGCAUUCUAAACACCUCUGAUAAGGCCAUCAUAUUAAAACGCCAUACCAAAGUAGCGGAGGUGUCCACCUGUAUAGCCCUUGAAGAUAUGGAUGUGAUCCCUGAGCAGGUGCUAGAUAAAAAAUUCAGUACCAACAAUCAGACAGUGAAAGAUGACAAAACAAUCAGCUCAGAUUCUCUCUGCACCAGCUUCCGUGACACUCUGAGUAACUUGGGGUUAGAAGAUCUGGACAUUGACUCUUGUGAGGUGGGUGAUUACUGGAAGUCAAAACUGUUGCAGUUGGUCCAGAAAUAUGAAGGCAUUUUUUCAAGAAGCAAACUUGAUUGUGGGCUGGCCAAAGAUUUUGUCCACCGCAUCCGCCUCUCAGAUAAUCGACCAUUUAGGCUUCCAUAUCGACGUGUUCCACCAGGGCAGUACCACAAGCUGCGACAAGUUCUCACAGAGAUGGAAGAACGGGAAAUCAUUCGCAAAUCUAACAGUGAGUGGGCGUCUCCUGUAGUGCUGGUCUGGAAGAGGAAUGGAGAUCUUAGGAUCUGUGUGGACUAUCGUUGGCUAAAUGCUCGUACAGUUAAGGACGCUCACCCGUUGCCACACCAGUCAGACUGUUUGACGGCUUUGGGUGGCAGUGCCAUAUUCUGUGCCAUGGACCUCACUUCUGGUUUUUAUAACAUAGCCAUGGCUGAAGAUGAUAAAAAACUAACAGCCUUCACCACACCCAUGGGGUUGUAUGAGUUUAACAGGCUGCCUCAGGGCCUCUGUAAUAGUCCUGCCAACUUCAUGCGCCUCAUGAUGAACAUCUUUGGGGAUCAGAACUUUUUGACCCUGCUUUGUUAUUUGGACGAUUUGCUUGUUUAUGCUCCCGAUGAGGCAGAAGC
Messenger RNA from Cyprinodon tularosa, 3345 nucleotides. RefSeq lists its product as uncharacterized. The record is from RefSeq and is a predicted model, not a curated record. NCBI's taxonomy places the organism in Eukaryota, Metazoa, Chordata, Actinopteri, Cyprinodontiformes, Cyprinodontidae. The transcript has 2 exons. The coding region runs from base 499 to 1557 and encodes 352 amino acids.